Messenger RNA from Epinephelus fuscoguttatus (brown-marbled grouper), 3344 nucleotides. Its product is annotated as protein translocase subunit SecA 2-like. The record is from RefSeq and is a predicted model, not a curated record. NCBI's taxonomy places the organism in Eukaryota, Metazoa, Chordata, Actinopteri, Perciformes, Serranidae. Gene Ontology annotation, cellular component: membrane. Bases 34 to 2610 code for a protein of 858 amino acids. The transcript is spliced from 2 exons. Gene Ontology annotation, biological process: protein import; protein targeting. Gene Ontology annotation, molecular function: ATP binding; protein binding; ABC-type protein transporter activity.
GAAUGUGCAAUUGUGGAUGAAGUUGAUUCCUUGAUGCUGGAUAAGGGCCUCCAUGUGGUCUAUCUUAGUAGCGAUAUGCCUGCUUUGCAACAUCUCAAUCCACUCUUGGCUUUCAUAUGGGCCACUGCUAAUCAAUACAACAAGAUUGGCUCAGAGACAACUGUGGGACAAAAGUACCCAUUUUACCAAGUUUUACUUGAAAACAUAAAGUGCAAAGAUGUUGACGAGUUCAUCAUCCUUCAGAUGGCUGAAGACACAGGUAUACUGGCUAAAGGUUCGGUCAAGGACCUGAGAAAGAACUCAAGUCUCUUGCCUGACAAAACUGCAGGUGUUACUGCUCACCAGUUGGCAAAGUUCUUUCAGACAGUAGAGGGGAGAUUCCCAUCUUGCCAGUUUGCUCUGCACUGCAUGAAUGAUGAUGGAGUAAUAGAGGAACUGAAGAAGGUAUCACGAAAAGAAACGACUGGAAGACAGAGGGUGCCUCUGCUUUUGAUCAAUGGAGGCUUGUGUCAGUACAUGUACUCUGAUAAAGACAGUGUACAGAGAGCUGUGGAAGCAGAAAUAGAAGAUGUCCUGUGUUUUACACCAUGUGACCUGAGCCAAGAUAAAUGCUGUCUCUAUGUCCCAGGCUUUCUGUCAGAUCUGGUCAAAUCUAAACUAAAGGUUUGGAUUCAAAAUGCAUUCCAUGCACAAACCAUGACAAUGGGCCAUGAAUAUAUCAUUGAGGAACAUGGGAUUGUGCCUGUUGACUACAGCUGCACAGGUGUUGUUGAAAACAACAUGAAAUGGACAGAUGGACUACAGCAGUUCAUUGAAAUGAAACAUGCAAAGUCCAAGUUGACUGACAUGACAGCCAUCACAAACUAUAUGUCCAAUGUUGGCUUGCUGCGAAAAUAUGGUGAUCAGAUCUUUGGACUCUCUGGAACUCUUGGCCAACAAGCAGAGACUGAGACUUUGCAGAAAAUCUACAAAGACAUCAAGACCUGUCAGAUACCUUCAUUCAAACGCAGAAAGCUGUUUGAGGUAGAAGGUCUGAUUGUAGAUGAUGAAAAAGAAUGGAUUGGGAAAAUCUGCAACGUUGUUACUGCACAAACCAACCCUACUCUUUACAGGGAUGAAAGGGCUGUGUUGGUCAUCUGUGAGACCAUCAAUCAAGCAAAGGUUCUCCACAACGCUCUAGGAGAUAAAGUCUCAAACAGAAAGCUUUAUAUAAGCAACAACACGGACAAUUCCGAAGUCUUUAAAGAGCUUCAGGGUAGAGAUGUUAUCAUAGCAACAAACCUUGCAGGUCGUGGGACGGACCUUAAAGUGUCUGAUGACAUAAAAUCAGCUGGAGGUUUGUUUGUUGUGCAAACCUUCCUGCCUGACAACGCUCGUGUGGAGGCCCAGGCAUUUGGUCGUAGUGCCAGACAAGGAUCUCCUGGGUCUGCUCAGCUCAUUGUCUGCUCCAGACAUCUCCCAGAACUACUCCAAUGGCUGAUUUCAAGGGACACACAGAAUAAGACGAAUAACCUGCAACAUCUUUUUGUGAUGCAAAUGAGGUCCUACAAAAGAAGUCACAGUUACAAGCAAUCUAAUGAUAUGUCUUCAAUGCUCUUACAUAUCUUAACUGAAAUCUCAAAUUCAAAGAUGAAGAGGGUGAAAAAGGCCAGAGAUGUCUUUGUGGCUCAAAGACUAGCUCACUAUUUGGAGUGUGACAUCCCUAAAGUAAAGAAAAAGGAAGAGCUCUUCAGUCAGUACCUGGAAACACUUGAUGAGGUGUACAAAAGCAGUAACAACAGGCCAGCAGACUCAGAUUUGUCUGCACUGAAUGAAUUCUGGGGUAUGUGGCUCCUCACAAACUUCAAUGAGAACGAAUCAAUCAUGGACUUAAAACACAAACUAGGUGAAGACCUGAAAACAGCCAGGCAAAAACUCACACAGAGAGAAUCACCCUCAUCAAACCUGCACCACUACAUUGCAUUUGGCAAUGAUCUGCGCAAAAAGGGAAAUCUUGCAGGGAGUAUCGAGAUGUACACUAAGGCCAUACAGGAGGACCACUGUUGGGCAGCAGUUGCAUAUUAUAACCGUGCUUUUGCAUCUUUAGCCAAGGACAGGCAUCAGGAUCCAAACUGCAUCAAUCAAGCUCUGGAAGAUUUACAAAAUGCACUCAAGUCUGUUGAGCUCUACUGUGAACAAAUUCAGGUCACUCAAAGAUACUCCACACAAGUCAACAACCUCUGCAGUGAUUCAACCACCAGAUUUGACAGUCACAUGAGAGCCAGACACAAAGUGUUGUUGUGUUUCAAGGCAAACAUAAAUGAGGCCAUUAAAACAGCACACAGGGCCAGAGACUCUGGUGGGAGUGUCAAAGUGGAGGAGACUCUUGUCUACUUCAUGGUACCACUGGAGAAUUUUCUGUCCCUGGCGGUCCUUUCGACUCAAUCCCUGACUCACAUCCGCUCCAGAGACCCUGUAAAGUUGCUCCAGCUCAUCAGUCACCCCUCCUUUGACAUUGUCAGUGAACUUAGGUGUCUUGAAUCUCUCGGCCUGACUCAUGUUUAUACCUUAGAAGCACAGAUCUCUCUGGGUAGGUUUUUAGCAAAGACGCUACUUGGGAUCAUACGCUGAGCUCUGCAUUCAGCACUGAAGCAAAACAAAUCAAGGAAGUAAUAGAGGAGAUGUUGGUGUUGUAAGGAAAUCUUGUUCGCCACAAACUCUCUGGACCUAAGAAACACAGCCUACUUCAAGUUUGCUGCAGGUUAAGUUCAUCUGUUUGAUUUUUACUUUUUUUUUUUGUUUUGUUUUGGGGAAAUUCCACAUCCUUUAAAAACCAUGUGACCCUAGUUUCAGUUGUUAAUGCAUUUUUGAUGCUAAGUAAUGCAGGCUGUUUCUAUUGUGGCAGUAAAUAUAAUAUGGUAUAUUUUUGUAUUAAUUGUUGUCAGGUAAAUCUAACAAUUGCAAAUUCAUUUCUAUUAUGGAGAACUUCAAUGACACUAAUCAAAUAAGUAUUAAUAUUAUUGUAAUUUAUCUUACACACAUGUAUAUACAUAUAUACAUAGUGCAAUUUUGAAGGAGGUUUUUCAGUUUUGUUCUAUUUUUUUUCUCCGAUAUUUUGUUUUUUUAUUUGAUGUUUAAAAGAUACAUGUACUUGUUACCUUGAUUCAUUAUUUAUAUUAAUUCAAAUGACAAUGACAAAAUAAUGUUGUCAUACUGAUACUACAGUGAUACUGUAUUUAAUAUUUUACUUUCUGGAACAUAUACCUGAAACAUUGUGUAAAAUGUGUAGUUGCAAAGUUAUUGUUGAUUGACACUAAAGGAUUAAUGAAGUAAUUAAGUUUUAUUUUCAAUUCACUUUGAAGGAC